AUUGCUGGUGUCCUUUCCAACUUACCAUGGCAGAAGUCGAAGUUACCAGCGCCUCUGGCUUGGUAGAUAGAAAGUUCCUACUGAUAUCUGCUGCCCGAGACAUUUCAAAAUCCGGAAAAACCCCUUUCUCAAAUAUCAAGGAGGCCGUACAAUACAAAUAUGGCUACAACGUCACGUUAUGGCCCCUCGUAGAGCUCAGGCUAGGAACGAUGGAUGCCCUGUACCUUGUCUUGGAUGAGCUCAUCAAGCGCGAUCCCUUUAUAAAAUCAACAGUUACCAGAAUCGGGUGCCAGCUCGUUAAGCUCGUCAAGAAAGAAAAUCGAGUACACAUGAAUUGGGACAUAAACGACAAUGACAUCUACAAAUACACCACCCUGUUUUAUUGGGAGGAUGCCAGGUUCAGUCGGCGCAGAACGCUGGCCGAACUGACUGACAAAAUAUACAAAGACAUCGAAAAAAUAGACAUCGAACUGAAGUCCAGAGUCGCCGAAUACGAAUCUAUACGCACUCUGAUCAGGCAGGCCAAGGCCAAACAAACGGGCAGCUUGUUGACUCGAGACGUGAGCAGUCUGAUUGACCAAGAAGACGUGGUCGAAACAGAAUAUUUGACGAGCAUAGUCGUCGUGGUUCCAGCUCUGUCUAUCGAGGAUUGGGAGCAGAAAUACGAGACGCUCACUGAAUACGUUCUGCCGAAGUCCUCAAAGCUCCUUUACCGAGACAACGACCACGCCCUAUUUCGAGUUUGCAUGUUCAAACGCGUCGUGGACGAUUUUGCCCGCGAGGCCCAGAGAAACAGGUGGGUUGUACGCAGGGUCGAGUCAAAAGUGAAGUCGAGCCAGCUAGACUUAGAAAAGCUCGAAAAGCAGAAACAGGUUUUGAAGCAGUCUCUGUCUCGUUGGUGCUCGAUUCAUUUUUCAAGCGCAUACGUAUGCUGGAUGCACUUCGAAUACAUACGGCUCUUCGUCGAGAGUGUCCUAAGAUUUGGUUUGCCCAUUAACUUUGAAAUGAUACUCAUCGACCUGUUGCCUAAGUCGGAAAAGAAAAUUCACAAAAUUUUACAAAAAAUAUUUAAUUAUUUGGCCGUGGACGACGUCGAUAUUGAUGAAUUCGACGACCAAGUGAGCGACUUUAAGGGCAAGAUUGGCUUGGAGGACGAGAAGUUUUAUCCAUAUGUGUCUAUUGAGAUUGAAUGGAAAAUCAGUGUAGACACCUGAUGUGUGGUACUCGUGAGCUAGGAGGAGAUGCGGGCUGAAGUUGAGAGCGCCAGUCGUUUUCGGUUUAUUUUUAAAAGUCAUUUUUUUCUCUCUCUGGGUUUAUUGCGUAGGUGGGAAGUGCGAGAGAGUGGUUUCUAGCCGGUCUCAGGUCCUCGACGAGUGAGGGAGAGGCAUGGAAGAGAUCGAUGAGGUCAUGUUGCAGGACUUACGGAACAUUGGCUGCGAGAUUGGGGAAAGUGUGUGCACGUGUAAGGACAUCAAGACAGAGCUGCCUGCAUGCAUGCUGAAGUGCCUGAGACUGGCGGACAAACAGCAAAGAUGUCCGAACAGGUUGUCGAAGAACAUAACCAAAAAAGUGAAUCAGAUCACUAGGUUGAUAAAUCGAGUCAAGGAACUAGGUUUUCCGUACGAGUUUAGCUAUCACCAGGUGCUGUAUCCCAGCGAGCAGAAUGCGCGGGUGUUGUUGACGUGGCUACGGAAUUUGGUUCUGAAGGAUGGGGAGUGUCCAUCGAGGACGAGUGCGACGCGCAGGGAGAUGUCAGAGAGGAUGGAGUCGUUAAAGGGGGGGAUGUGGGUGCCGUGUUUUGAAGUAGAGGAGGCGGGUUUUCCGUGCGUUGAGGAGCUGUCGACGCACAAGUUGCAUGUGCCGUUCGGGGAGCUGGAGGGGCGCGAGACCGCUUGGGAGUGCUGGCGUGGUUUGAAGGAGCAAGUGAGUGAGAAGGGCGGAUUGGCGCCGUCUGUUUUUGAACACAACACUCGUUUGCUGUGCGACCAGCAAGACGGAAGUCUGCAGGGGAGCGGUGAGGGGAGGCGGAUAGUUGGAGGGGAGGAAUGGAGGAGGCGGCUGAGCGCGAUGUCAAAAAUGAGUGCGAGCAGGGAAAACGAGACAGUCGACGGGCGCAACUGCACUAGGUUUGCAAGAAGGUUGGCGUAUGGAGGGAGAAGCCGUGGGCUAAUAAGGACGGUGCGCUCUGGGUCGGAGCAUGAAAAGGACGAAAGUUUUUCUGGUUCGAACGAGAAGGCGGCGGCGGAAUACGCGGACGAUGUACCGAGUGAAAAAAAAUGCGAAGAAACAGAAAUUUUGGCGUUUUUGAAGCCUUUUAAAGGAGAAGAAUUAGAGAGUGUGUGCGCAGAAUUGGAGCGGAUUGCUUGCAUGUUGUCGGAUGGCGCGAGCGAUCCGAUCAGCGCUUUAGAGGGCAAGAUACACGAGAAGAAGGUGCAGUUGAGACAAGCGGCAGAAAGUUGGGAAAAUUCUCGUCUAGGUUUUAUUGAGCGCUAUCGAGAAGCUCGUGCAUUGGCUUCACAGCAAGAAAGCGUAAGGCUAGAAAAAGAAGAGCAUGCAGACCAGCUGAGAGGGUCGGUCAGGUCACUGACUCAGAAGCUGGCCGAGUUGGAUCGCGAAAUGAGCAACUUGUCUCGCAUGUACGAAAGUUCUUCUAAGAGCAGUCGCGAGGUGUACAUAGCGUGCAUCAUGAAUUUACUGAAGAGCAUUGAGCGACAAAACCUCGAGCUUUUUAAAAACGCCGAGCAUCUUCUCGAAGUCAAAAGAGAGGUGAACGGGCUCAUGGAGAUGAUUCAGCGCAGCUACUUUAGCGCAGAGGAAAAAAUUUUGGUAGAGAUCAAGAAAAAAUCGCGGGCAAAGCUUAUAUACGACGAGCUGCGGGCGCUCGACCGGUUAUUUGACCAGCUGAUUGAGUUGUCGGAGAAGAACGGACGCUUGAAGCGCGAGGGACUAGAACUUGAAGAGAGGUACUCCGAGCUCAGAGCAAGGCUCGGACAAAUAGAUUUGGAGGCCAUAAAGAGAGAUUUGGAGCUGGCCAAGAGGGAAAACGAGGAGCAAGUAAUGCAGAAAGUUACCGUUUGA
Schistocerca gregaria is the source of this 3078-nucleotide messenger RNA. Its product is annotated as coiled-coil domain-containing protein 22-like. Gene Ontology annotation, molecular function: cullin family protein binding. Gene Ontology annotation, biological process: positive regulation of ubiquitin-dependent protein catabolic process. The transcript is spliced from 7 exons. Bases 1387 to 3078 code for a protein of 563 amino acids. NCBI's taxonomy places the organism in Eukaryota, Metazoa, Arthropoda, Insecta, Orthoptera, Acrididae. The record is from RefSeq and is a predicted model, not a curated record.